CAAGAGUGCCUCUGACCAGGAAAUGCCUUCAAAGCCACGGGGCAUGUUUCUUAUAUGGAUGCUGGAACCUGUAUGCUCCAGAAAACACCCAAGCUGCAAAAGAUCUUCUCUUUCUUUCAUAUGACCUGAUAUGAACCUUUUAUCUUAUCACUUUCCUAGGUUUGUUGAAGCGUCAGUUAGUCCGGUCUUGCAAGGUCACUGACCCUAGUAAUCAGAGCCUCGUUCCGACUUAUCAAAGUUCCGCUCUUCCGGACUUCCGCCUCAUCACCACGAGAUCCUAAAUCGGACUUCCUUCCCAUAUUAAUUGAUUCAAGGAAAGAGCAAAUCUUCAUCUCUCUUCUAGAGCAAUGAUCUUUUCAUGAACCACUAAGUAAUAAUAAUCAUGUCUUCGAGUACAAAAGUUGUCGUCGUCGGCGCUGGCCCAGUUGGGUCCUUGGCCGCUCUUUAUGCUGCUCAAAGAGGUCAUGACGUUGAGAUUUACGAACUGCGAAAUGAUCUGAGAGACCCUUCCACUGUUCCGCUCAAUUUCACAAAGUCCAUCAACCUGGCUCUCUCAGUACGAGGCAUAACCGCUAUGGAGCAUGCCGAGCCAAACACGCCAGAGGGAGAGCGCAAGCUGCUUGAUUAUGUCCUGGCGGCCACAAUACCCAUGAGGGGGCGCAUGAUCCACGGCAGGAAAGCGGAUGGAGAUCUAUAUGAGGAGUCACAGGACUACGACGUCCAUGGCCGAACGAUAUUCGCCGUCGACCGGGGCGGGCUGAACAAACGCCUUCUUGAUGUUCUCGAGGCCAUGCCCAACGUCAAGUUGUUCUUCAACCACAAGCUCACGGGUGCCGAUUUCCGCAGGCGCAAGGCCUGGUUUGAGAAGCGCAACGGGACAAGAUCCGACGGCAGGCCCCAGGAAAUCGAGAUUGACUUUGACCUCAUGCUCGGCGCGGACGGCGCCCACUCUGCGGUGCGCUACCACAUGAUGAAGUACACGCGUAUGGACUAUGAGCAGCGAUACAUCGACACACUGUGGUGCGAAUUCCAGAUCCAGCCCAAGGAGGGCCACCAAAACGUAGACCCCAUGAGUCAGUUCAAGAUCUCGCCCAACCACCUACACAUCUGGCCCGGCAAGGAGUUCAUGUUCAUCGCCAUCCCGAGCGAGGACGGUACCUUUACAUGCACGCUGUUCGCCCCAGGCCAGCAGUACGCCUACCUGGAGAGCAACCCGACCAAUAUUCCAUCCUUCUUCGACCAGCACUUCCCGGGGGUCACGGCCCUCAUCCCGCCCGAGGAGCUGAUCGCGUCCUUCGAGGGGAACCCACACCUGCCCCUUAUUACGAUCAAGUGCAAGCCACACCACUUCUCCUCCUCCGUCGUGCUCCUCGGCGACGCAGCACACGCCAUGGUGCCCUUCUAUGGCCAAGGCAUGAACGCAGGGCUGGAAGACGUCCGCACCCUGUUCACCUUCCUCGACAGGUUUCCCGCCACAGACUGGGCCAAGGCACUGGACGAGUAUACCGCCCACCGCGUGCCGGAUGCGCACAGCAUCAACGACCUCGCCUUACAAAACUACACCGAGAUGCGCGCCAGCGUCCUGUCCCCCGCCUACAGGCUGCGAAAGUUCCUCGAGGAGAGCUUAAGCAAGUACCUGCCCAGCCUGGGCUGGCAGACGAAAUACAGCCGCGUGUCCUUCAGCAAUGAGCGUUACUCUGAGGUCAUCGCACGGAGCGAACAUCAGGGCAAGAUGCUGAUGAGGACAUUCUUUGGCGCGGUGGGACUGCCGGCCUUGGUGGGCGCCGCUGUGGUUUGGGUUAGGUACCGGAAGGUGGCUGAGACGGGUCUGAGCGCUAUAUUUGAAGCCGUGGCUGGCCCUUUUCGACGGUGAGAAGAAGCUAGACCAAAGCGAGGCGACGCAUGUGUGCACAGUACCUUCGAGUGAGACUCGACGCCUUCAGGCUGUCCAAAAAAAAUUUAAAGUGUUUGUAUUCUC
Messenger RNA from Cryphonectria parasitica EP155, 1978 nucleotides. RefSeq names its product FAD/NAD(P)-binding domain-containing protein. Gene Ontology annotation, molecular function: NAD(P)H oxidase H2O2-forming activity; FAD binding; kynurenine 3-monooxygenase activity. Lineage: Eukaryota; Fungi; Ascomycota; Sordariomycetes; Diaporthales; Cryphonectriaceae. Gene Ontology annotation, cellular component: mitochondrial outer membrane. Bases 383 to 1873 code for a protein of 496 amino acids. The record is from RefSeq and is a predicted model, not a curated record. Gene Ontology annotation, biological process: L-tryptophan catabolic process; quinolinate biosynthetic process; NAD+ metabolic process. The transcript has 3 exons.